Molecule: messenger RNA, 1509 nt
Organism: Ostrea edulis (European flat oyster)
Lineage: Eukaryota; Metazoa; Mollusca; Bivalvia; Ostreida; Ostreidae
Exons: 1
Coding region: 1-1509 (502 amino acids)
Biological process (GO): positive regulation of DNA-templated transcription
Cellular component (GO): chromatin; nucleoplasm
Molecular function (GO): zinc ion binding; ubiquitin-protein transferase activity
Source: RefSeq, a predicted model, not a curated record
AUGGCUCACACAAUUGAUAAAUCGAACUUCAAAACGGCUCAAAUAGCAGUUAACAAUUGUAAGAUACAUAACAGGACCACCGACCAGUACUGUGAAGACUGCGGCGUUUUAUUGUGCCUUGUUUGUGCAAGAUUGUCUCAUGUCCAGCACAAAUGUGAAGCUGUGCAGAAGCUAGCAGACGACAAGAAAAAGGUCCUCAAAACCACUUCUUUGGAUGUCAAGGAAAGGUAUAUUCCACUUUUACAUAGACGAAUAGAGAUCAUUGAUAAUAUCAAGAAGGAAAAUACAAACAGAUGUAGGGAGCAGAUGGCCAUUUUGCUUCGGCAUCAUGACGUAAUCUUGAAAAACCUGGCAAAAAUCAAAGAAGGACACAAAGAGAGACUCAUGGAAAACUUAUCAACGAAAAAUGCCGCUUUGGAUUUAAUGAAAUCCGAACUGGAACAGCAGACAGAAAGCUUGACAGAAACUUGUUCAGUUCUAGAUGAGGGCAACAUGACGGACUAUAGUUUUUUGCAAAGUUUUUCUUCGUUAGAAAAUACUCUGAAGACCAUUCCCAGAUCUAGGAAAGACAUUUCGUCCAGUUUCUAUUCUAUGCUCGUUUCCCCACAAAAAAUCAACAGUCUUAUGCUAGAGUCCUUGGUGGGAACUUUGCUUGACACAAACGAAAUAACGCUUUCAGAGGUUGCCUCCUUCGUCUUUGGUGCAGAUGCAAUAAAUUCUCUCGCGGCUUCCAGUGAGUCUGCAUGCUGGCUGUACGAAGACAGAGGGACCCAAAUAGUUCAAAUUGGAUUUCAAGGAGAAGUGUUAAACACUGUGGAUCUGAAGCGCGAGUGCGACGCAUUUACCAGAGGACCACAUAAUGAAAUCAUAGUUUCACACCUAGAGGAACAGAGUAUUUCAGUAAUUGCAAGUACGUCAUCUAACUUUCAUGAAGAAAACAUUUCCACGAAACCUUUGGCGCCAGAGGGUGUAACUUUGGCAAAUAAUGGUGGUAUCCUUGUAACAUUAGUUGAUGAUAGCACGAAAUUUACUUUGGAUGCCACAAGCAGACGACUGGUUAGACUCAUGACGUUGUCAGGCGAAGUUACACGAGAUUAUGAAUAUAGAGAGGAUGGAAAAUCCAGGUUGUUUACCCUCCCGAGACGAGCGAUUCAGAAAAGAAACGGCGAUAUAUGUGUAAUUGAUUUCCUGAGCGAAACACAGGGCAUUAUUCACGUUAUCAGUAUAGAGGGACAGAAACUUAGCGCUUAUACAGGCCAGAACCUCGAACAAAACUUUCUGCCAACAGACAUUCUCGCUGAUGAUCAGUGCAAUAUUAUUAUCACCGAUCCUACUAACAACGUUCUUCAUCUUCUGAAUUCUGAGGGGGAAUUCCUAAAGUUGUUAACCCCAUCCAAGAGCAGUUUCUCCAUUCCGAUUUCUUUGACCUUGUUUGGAGAGAUAAUCUGGGUUGGAAACCUGGACGGUAGAGUGAACAUCUACCGCUACAGGAACGAUAUUGUGUUGUAA